Molecule: messenger RNA, 4177 nt
Organism: Megalopta genalis
Lineage: Eukaryota; Metazoa; Arthropoda; Insecta; Hymenoptera; Halictidae
Source: RefSeq, a predicted model, not a curated record
ACUUUAUUUUCUUUUGUGUUUCUUUUAUUUGUAAUUUUUUGUUCAUAGACAAUGGGUAUCAUAAAAUUUUACAAAUCAUCUGGGUUGAGAUCCGGACAUCUGAGAAACCAAUUCAACAGUCUGGUUCUAUUAUCUAAGUCAAUAAUUGGACUGGAGACAGAAUUGUGCUACUAUGUUGAAACUAAGGAGUCUUUAAGUGAUGAAGAAUUGAAACUAUUAAAAUGGAUUCUUAUUCCUCCAUUCGAAAAACAUUGCCUAAAGAGUGAGAGUGUAUUUGAUCAUAAAUCGGAUGGUAGCUUAGUUAUUGAAAUUGGUCCAAGAUUGAAUUUUUCCACUGCAUUCUCCAGCAAUGCUGUAUCAAUUUGUAAGUCUGUCAACCUGCAUAAGAUAAUAAGAAUUGAAGCAACUAUUAGAUACUGCAUCAAACAUAAUGGAAAACUUGAUAAAAUCUUGGAAGAUACUAUAGCAGAGACAUUACAUGAUAAAAUGACUCAAUGUAGGUACAUGCAACCGAUAGAAACAUUUGAUCAUGGUUUUAGACCUGAUGACUGGUUUGAAGUGGAUGUCCUCAAAGGUGGACGAAAAGCAUUGGAGGAAGUUAAUUCAAAAUUAGGUUUGGCAUUCAAUAACUGGGAUUUAGAUUUUUAUACAGACCUGUUUCUUAAUAAAUUGAAACGAAAUCCGACCAGUGUCGAAUGUUUCGAUUUAGCGCAAUCUAAUAGCGAGCAUAGUCGUCAUUGGUUUUUUAAAGGAUACGUAGUUAUUGACAAUGAAGAGAUGAAGAAAUCAUUACUUGAUAUGAUUAUAGAGACACAAAAACACUCGAAUCCGAAUAACACAAUUAAGUUUAGUGACAACAAGACAUUAAGACCUACUUUGACUAACAAAUGUAGCUUUUUCCACUUAGAAAAUGUUACUCAAGAUCUCAUAUUUACCGCUGAAACUCACAACUUUCCAACUGGUGUUGCUCCAUUUAGUGGUGCUACAACUGGAACUGGAGGCAGACUCAGAGAUAUUCAAGGCAUUGGCAGAGGAGGAUAUUAUAUUGCUGGAACUGCUGGUUAUUCUGUUGGAAAUUUGCAUAUCCCAGGGUACGACUUGCCAUGGGAAGAGAAAGAUGUUCCAUACCCUAGCAACAUGGCUAGUCCAUUAGAGAUUAUAGUUGAAGCUAGUAACGGUGCAUCCGAUUACGGCAACAAAUUUGGAGAACCACUAAUAACAGGAUUUGCUCGUUCUUUUGGAAUGAUAGAUAAUAUUGGGGAACGUCGUGAAUGGAUUAAACCCAUAAUGUUUAGCGGAGGCUUGGGUACAAUGGACACUGAUAUGUCACAGAAAGUUGCACCAGCAAAAGGUAUGGAAGUAAUAAAAAUUGGUGGUCCUGUAUACAGAAUCGGCGUGGGAGGUGGCUCAGCCAGUUCCAUCGAAGUACAAGGCGAUAAUAAAUCAGAACUCGAUUUUGGAGCAGUCCAAAGGGGUGAUCCGGAAAUGGAGCAGAAACUGAACAGAGUGGUUCGUGCAUGUGCAGAAAUGAGACAAAAGAAUCCAAUACUCAGUAUACAUGAUCAAGGAGCGGGAGGGAAUGGCAACGUUCUAAAGGAAUUGGUAGAACCUGCUGGCGCUGUUAUCUUCACCAAGAAAUUUGAGCUAGGUGAUCCAAGCAUCAGUACUUUGGAAUUAUGGGGUGCUGAGUAUCAAGAGAAUGAUGCAAUUCUAUGUAAACCUGAAGAUGCUGGCUUACUCAAGGAAAUAGCAGCUAGAGAGAAAUGUCCUAUCAACUUCGUAGGAACUGUUACCGGAAAUGGAAAGGUCAUUCUUUCUGAAGAAAUCGAUUGUAACGUAUCAAAGUAUCUAAAUGAAAAUUAUAAGGAUGAGAAGAGACAUCCGGUGGAUUUAGAUUUAGAAUUGGUACUCGGGAAAAUGCCGCGUAAGACGUUCAACUUUCAGAGGCGAAACAUACAACUACCUUCUUUGUCACUUCCAACAGAUUUGACCGUACAAUCUGCUUUGGAAAGAGUCUUGCGUUUGCCUUCAGUUGGCAGCAAACGAUAUUUAACUAAUAAGGUUGACCGUUGUGUAACUGGAUUGAUAGCGCAGCAACAAUGCGUUGGUCCUCUGCAUACUCCUCUUGCCGAUGUUGCUGUAACUGCAGUCUCUUACUUCUCAACGGUUGGCAUAGCUACAUCUAUUGGAGAACAGCCAAUAAAGGGUCUAGUAAAUGCAGCAGCUGGAGCUCGCAUGACCGUGGCAGAGGCCUUAAGCAAUUUAGUAUUCGCGCGAAUCUCAGAUUUAAAGGAUGUUAAAUGCAGCGGUAAUUGGAUGUGGGCUGCCAAAUUACCAGGAGAGGGUGCUGCACUAUACGAUGCGUGUUCUGCUAUGUGUUCAUUGAUGAACGAACUUGGCAUUGCAAUCGACGGAGGUAAAGAUUCUCUUAGCAUGGCUGCUCGAAUUGGUAAAGAUGUUGUUAAAGCGCCAGGGACACUUGUAGUUUCUUGUUAUGCUCCUUGUCCGGAUAUCCGACAUGUGGUAACGCCAGACUUUAAAGCACCUGCGACAGGGAAGAAUGGCAGCUUGUUAUUCGUCGACUUGUCUAAUGGACAAAGUCGAAUCGGCGGUACGGCUUUAGCUCAGGUGUAUAAAUCACUUGGUAACGAUGUUCCAGAUAUGAGACAUGCCGAUUUAUUGAAAAAUGCUUUCAAAGCGACGCAACAGUUGAUUGCAGAGGAAAAAAUAUUGGCAGGACACGAUGUUAGCGAUGGGGGACUUAUCACGUGUCUUUUAGAAAUGUGUUUUGCUGGUAUGUCUGGAAUGGACGUUAAUAUUUCCCACAAAUCUGGAACACCUAUAGAAGUUUUAUUCGCCGAAGAAGUGGGCUGGAUAUUGGAAGUUGAUGAAGAAAAUUACCAACACGUGUUAAAUGUGUUCAAACAAUUUAAUGCUCCUAUAUAUUCAAUUGGACGAUCUGAAAAGUUUGGAAUGACUUCGAAAAUAAAUGUCAAAGUUCAAAAUCGAACUGUCUUGGAUUCGACAGUGUUAUCCUUGAUGUCUCUAUGGGAAGAAACUAGCUACCAAUUAGAACGUCGUCAAACAAAUGUGGAAUGUGCAUUACAAGAGUUUGAUGGACUCAAAGAUAGAGCUGCGCCAGUUUACAAGUUGUCCUUUAACCCUGAUGUAAAACCUGUUAGGAUUCAUAAAACUUUAACUUCAAAGAUCACCGUAGCCGUGAUAAGAGAAGAAGGCAUAAACGGCGAUAGGGAAAUGGCGGCAGCCUUGGUGCAAGCCGGCUUUGAGGUUUAUGAUGUGGCAAUGCAAGAUUUAUUAGACAACAAAGUAACAUUUGACAGGUUCAAAGGUGUCAUUUUUCCUGGUGGCUUCAGUUAUGCCGAUGUCUUGGGCUCAGCCAAGGGAUGGGCAGCAAGUCUCCUCUUCCAUCCGUCUUUACAGAAGCAAUUGGAAGCAUUUAUCUCUCGUAAAGACACGUUCAGUUUAGGAGUUUGUAACGGAUGUCAAUUAAUGUCCCUGUUGGGAUGGAUAGGAAACGAAACCGGUAAUGUUGAAGAACCAGAGGUUUUCUUAGAUCAUAAUCUAUCCGAGAGGUUUGAGUGUCGGUGGAGUACGGUCAGAAUUGAUAAGUCACCAUCCAUAAUGCUGAAUGGAAUGGAAAAUAGCGUAUUAGGCGUGUGGGUUGCACAUGGCGAGGGAAGAUUUACUUUCAGAAACGAUGAUACGUUGAAGAAGCUUCAAAACAAUAAUUGCCUGGCCAUCAGGUAUACUGAUGAUUACGGCAACCAAACCGAACAAUAUCCUCUUAAUCCUAAUGGUAGUACAGGUGGUAUUGCUGGUAUCUGUUCCGCGGAUGGACGGCAUCUCGCGAUGAUGCCACAUCCUGAACGAUGUACGCAAAUGUGGCAGUGGCCUUGGAAACCCGCAGAUUGGGUGAAAUACGAGAUUUCGCCAUGGCAACGUAUUUUUGAUAACGCGUACGCCUGGUGUUUGUCUAAACAAUGAUUCAAUACAUUCCACACGAUAACAGCCUAUUAGUGUACAUAACAAGAUUGCCUAUGUUCUGAAUGAAUUAACUUUUCAUAGAUUAUAAAAUUCUUUAUUUUCUACUUUCUUAACAAAGUAUGGUAACAUUGUGUAGUCAAGUACAAUAAAAAUGGUAAAUUACAAUUAGAAA